Molecule: messenger RNA, 3434 nt
Organism: Cantharellus anzutake
Lineage: Eukaryota; Fungi; Basidiomycota; Agaricomycetes; Cantharellales; Hydnaceae
Product: P-loop containing nucleoside triphosphate hydrolase protein
Exons: 10
Coding region: 12-2975 (987 amino acids)
Molecular function (GO): RNA binding; 5'-3' RNA helicase activity; metal ion binding
Source: RefSeq, a predicted model, not a curated record
UCCUCUUCAUCAUGAUCUGCUGGGAAUACUGGUUCAGCGGCACUUGCUCCAGGGGCAACCAGUGCAUGCUUUUACACUAUCUAGGAUUCUGCAAUAUCUGCAAUGUCGGCUUCGUGGAUGAAACCUCUCAUCACGCCCAUCUCCGUGGGGAGAGGCACCAGGCGCAACUAUUCUACUUUGUAACUGCCUUGUCUGCGCUUCAUAUGCAAAGCUGGCAAUGCCAUCAGAUGUUCAAUCCUCGCAUCGAGAAUGCCAGAAAUAACGUAGAAUCCCAAGCAGCUAAUACGAGAUAUUGCCACACUUGCAACACCAAUGUUCUUGAUGAUAGAUGGGCUGAUCACCUUGCGUGGCAUCGACAUCGCGCUUCGCAGGUGUUCCGCCACGCAAGAGGCGUGUUCCAAGGUACAUCGCAGAAUCAAUGCUACGUUAAAGUAUCCAGGAAAAAGAGUGGCAUCAACUUUGGUACCGUCAGACCCACCGGUGGUUCGGUUAGCACUACUGUUAAAAUCAGCCUUACCUCACCUGAGAAUAUCUUCCUCUUGGAUGCCUGUUUGUUGUCAUCCUUUCGUGGAGGAAUAUUUUCGCAUUUUUCCACGUUCUCCGUCGUGCCGUGGCGUGGUAGGCUGACGACACAAGAAGCUCAACGCAUAAUUGUGUCCUUUGAUCCAAAUGGCUUAUUCGGAAAAUUUACUGAUCGCCUCCAGUUAUCAUUCCUUGACGGAGGUCUCGGUCAAACCUUCACAAUUUCGCGAGACUUGGUUGCUAUAUCCGGAAACGAAGGCGAGCUAAAAGCUUUGGCACCUAUUGCCCCAUACGUUCGUUGGAAACGGAAAAUUAGGAGGGAUCCGGAGGUUUUCGUUGAUGGGGUCAAGUAUGACUUCAAAUCGCACGUCCGGUGGGCCGUCAAACUCCCUGAAUUCAAGGUCCCCGAGCCCAUCUACCAGGCUCUCGCUGUUAGAAGCCUGGAGGAUCAAGUAAGCCGGGUGGGUGCCCUCCUGCCUGACGCAUGGAAUUCACAGACCUACACGGCGUUCUGGAGUGUUCUGCUCCAUGUGGAGGAAGUUAGAAUGACACAAGACCUUGCAAUCUACGACAUGGAGAAAGAGCCUCUGUCUGAAGAACAUCCCUACUACCGACUGACAGUGCCUGGUCUUGCGGAAAAGAGACCUUCCAUUAGUCUUGGGGACAAGAUUGGGGUCAGGAAGCAUGGCGGCGCAAACAAAUGGUUUAUUGGUUACGUUCAUAAAAUAGAGCAGACGUCUGUGCUGCUCCGAUUUAAUCCUAAAUUUGAGAGCUACAAGGGUCAGUUCCACGAUGUGCGCUUUCUACUUUCCCGCACGUCGCUCCGGCGCAUGCAUCAUGCUCUGUCUGUGGAGCGCGGCCUUGAAAGGCUUCUGUACCCGAGGGAAGAACACACGGCGUCGCUGAGUCGGCCUACCGAACUUGACAUAUCGCGUCUCAGCUUUUUCAACAGGCUCCUGAAGGAAAAUUUCCCUCAGAAACUUGCUGUAACGAGCAUUUUGAGGCAGCCCUCUGGCUCUGUUCCAUUUAUUGUCUAUGGACCCCCUGGAACAGGGAAAACCGUAGUAGUCGUGGAAGCUAUCCGACAAAUCCUUCACCAGGAUCCUGGGGCUCGGCUCCUCGUCUGCGCGCCGAGCAACUCUGCGGCGGACUUGCUAGCAGACCGUCUGCGCCAGCAAGGCUCAGCUGCUUCAGACAUGCUCCGCCUCAAUGCACCUACACGACGCGUCAGUACCCUAUCGCAGACUCUGAGGAGUUUUUCUCGAAUUGGAGACGAUGCCUUCCUUGUUCCGUCUCUCGGGGAGAUGUCGAGGUUCCGUGUCGUUGUUUCAACAUGUUCCUCCGCUUCAUUGGUUUAUGCAAUCGGUGUUCCUCGUGGCCAUUUCAGUCAUAUAUUUGUUGACGAGGCAGGACAAGCCCUUGAGCCCGAGGUAAUGAUCGCGAUUAGGACAUUGGCUGGGGACGAAACGAAUAUCAUUUUAUCCGGGGACCCCAAACAACUUGGACCCAUUGUACGUUCCGCAGUUGCAAGCAAGCUCGGUUCCGCAGUCAGUUACUUGGAUCGCCUCAUGAGGCAGGAUGUAUAUCAGCUGGAAUAUUGGGGAGGUAUCACUGUCGUGCACUUGACUCAGAACUUCAGGAACCAUGCCUCUAUUCUUCAGUAUCCGAACGAUAUGUUCUAUAAUGGCCGCCUUCAAGCCCGUGCCGAUCCCAUAGUAACCGAGAGUUUAGCCAGAUGGGAGAUGCUCGUUACGCCCGGAUUCCCUGUGAUAUUCCAUUCCAUAUCAGGGGAAGACAAUCGGGAAGCGACCUCUCCAUCUUUCCUCAAUCCUCAUGAAGUUCUUGUUGUCAGAGAUUAUAUCCAAGCCCUGCGAGAAAACUCGCGCCUGAAACUCACCGAUGAAGACAUUGGGGUUAUAACUCCCUACAAUGCCCAAGCCAGCAGGAUUCGGAGCGUAGUCAAUAGCACCAGGCUGAGGAGGAAUCGUCAGGGCACUAUCAAGGUUGGAUGUGUUGAAGAGUUUCAGGGUCAAGAACGUAGAGUGAUCAUCAUUUCCACUGUCCGAAGCAAUAGGAAUUUUGUUGACAUUAAUCACGCCAUUGGGUUCGUUGCCAACCCUCGUCGCUUCAACGUCGCCGUUACACGCGCACAGGCAUUGCUGAUUCUCGUAGGAGAUCCCACUGUCCUCUCGCUUGAUCUUAUCUGGCGUGGCUUCUUAAACUAUAUCCAUGCUUCAGGCGGGUGGCGAGGACUGCCAAGGGAUUGGUCCGAUGAUCAGGAUGAGGCUGGAGUGAGGGAUUUCUUGCGUGAGAGGAGGGACGAUGCGAGGGACGUGAUAGAUAAUCUUGCUGCGCAGGUUGAAGGGUUAGUUAUCGAGCAACUUCCAGAAGGUGAGCAUCAUGAGGAGGACCCGCUGGAAGCUACCGAUGAUAGGCCGUGGCGAGAGGUGUGAAGACGCAAGACGCAAUCUAUUCAUGUUCACUUGCAGCUGGCUCCUAUUUUCUCGAGCGUGCUUGGAAGGCACAUCGGCGGAACGGCUUUGCACUUCACUCGUAUCUCUUUGGGGCAUUUUUCGCUAGUAUAAUUUCUUGCAUCUUCACGGUCAAUCCAUUAUGCGCAUGAUGCAGGGUGGGGAUUCGUGCGAGGAAUAUCACAUUUGAGCAAGGGGGGCAUACCGAUGCUGCCGAUAAGCGUGUCGAAGGAAAGGCGGACUUGCAUGUCCGCAUGUACUGCCAAUUUCUGCUCUCUUCCUGGCUCACAAUUCAUCAACAGAAGCAAACCACCACUUCACCAUGGAAGCGCCGAUAGCUCCUUCACCCUUCGUAUCAUCCAAUUCCCCAAAGUCCCCUCGACCAAUAAACUGGGUCCCUGCCAGUAAUAGAGGGAGCCAAAACUUAUCAUCCGCCCACAU